Molecule: messenger RNA, 1340 nt
Organism: Spinacia oleracea (spinach)
Lineage: Eukaryota; Viridiplantae; Streptophyta; Magnoliopsida; Caryophyllales; Amaranthaceae
Product: auxin-responsive protein IAA14
Exons: 5
Coding region: 201-986 (261 amino acids)
Biological process (GO): regulation of DNA-templated transcription
Cellular component (GO): nucleus
Source: RefSeq, a predicted model, not a curated record
GAACCAACCAGGAAACAGCAUAUACAACCCCAACUAUAGAGGAGAGAGAAACAGAGUAUUAUUAUACACAUCCAUUUCAUAUAAAUAUAGAGAGAGACCUCACAAAAAAGGGAGUAAACUAAACAAAACAAAACAAAACAAAACUAAACUAAACAAAAAACCCAUCAAAAUUUAUUAAUCAAAGAAAGAUUUGAGAGAAUAUGGAAGUUGGUCUGAUGAAAAUGGAGGAAACAGAGCUGAACCUCGGGCUCGGGCUUGGGCUCGGGCUUCGUGAGAAAUUGGCUGAUACUAAGAGUAGUAUUAGUGGUGUUGGAAAUAAAAGAGGAUUUUCUGAAACUGUUGAAUUGAAACUCAACAAUAAUUCUGCAACAAAAAAGGAACAAUCUGCAACUUCAACUCCUUUGGAUCUGAUGAAGAACAAUACUGAUAAAUCUGCUGCUAAUGCUGUUUCUUCUGCUAAUGAGAUUUCUUCUAAAGUUGUUGUUGAUCCUGUUAAGCCUCCUGCCAAGACACAAGUUGUGGGAUGGCCACCAGUGCGAGCAUACAGAAAGAACAUGCUGGCUGUCCAAAAGACCACCGGCGGACCAGAUUCCGAGACUGAGAAGCCGAUGAACGGCGGCACCGGCGGGGCCCUCGUGAAGGUUAGCAUGGAUGGUGCACCUUACCUACGUAAGGUGGACUUGAAAAUGUACAACAGUUACCAACAACUCUCUGAUGCUUUGGGCAAGAUGUUCAGUUCUUUCACCAUAGGAAACUAUGGAGCUCAAGGUAUGAUUGAUUUCAUGAAUGAGAGCAAGCUGAUGGAUCUCCUUAAUGAUUCUGAUUACGUUCCAACGUAUGAAGACAAGGAUGGAGAUUGGAUGCUCGUUGGUGAUGUCCCAUGGGAGAUGUUUGUGGGUUCAUGCAAACGACUUCGCAUUAUGAAAGGAAAGGAGGCUGCUGGACUUGCUCCAAGAGCUAUGGAGAAGUGCAAGAACAGGAGCUAAGCUAGAAAAAAGAAUGGUACAGCAGCCUGCUCUUUUGAUCUCAAGGGCCACCACCAACAGAUGGAUUGAGCAGGGUGAAUUUGUAAUUUCAUGUGUACUUGUUUUCUUUUCACCCCUUUUUUUUUUAUUUCUUUUAUUUUUUGAAUUUUCUUGUAUUAUGAUUUUUAUAUAGAAUUAUGGAUAUUAUUAUUACUACUUUUAAAAGGGAGUUAUGUGAGUUGUAUUAAUUAUGGUGCUGAAAUUUAUGACUAGACAUAGAAAAACAGUAACUAAGACCAUGUUUGGCCCAAAAUGUUUUUAAUUGUGUUUAUGUUUUUACUUUGUAUUAAUAAUAAUUAAUUAUUUUUGCUUUAA